CAGGUCCGAUCGCAAGCAAAAACAAACGACUGGAAGCCGUUCGUGUGAGUGGACGUGUCCAACAGACGCCUGCGCUGCGCCGCUGUCGAAUUUCAGCGCGCGCGCGACUUCUGCCUCUCUCUGCAGCUCGAUCCACACACGCUGUGGCCGCGUGCCUGCGCUGUAAGCCGUCAACCGAGCAUCGCCUGCGAGACCUACGCCGGUCGGUCGCCUUGGCUUAAUUCGCACAGCUUGCAACUCGGAGAGGAUAAUGAGCGAGCUGACCGCCGCCGUCGAGCGCCUCUCGACGAGCGACGGCCUCGUCGUCGUCCUGGACCUAGACGCCACGGUAUGGCUGCCCGAGGUCUACACGCUGCGCGCGCCGCGGGGCGCCGCGGACGGCUGGACGCCGACGCUCGGCACGGACGUGCGCGUGCUGCCCGGCGCGGCGGCGGUGCUGAAGCUGCUGGCCGCGCGCCCGGACACGCAGGUCGCCGUGGCGUCGCGCUCGGCCAAGCCCGAGUGGUCCAAGGCGCUGCUCGCGAAGGUCCCGGACCUCGCGGCGGCGGCGGUGCACAUCUACCCGGGCGACAAGCGGACGCACCUGCGGCGCAUCGCCAAGGGCCUGGGCUGCGCGUUCUCGCGCAUGGUGCUCUUCGACGACGCGCGCGACGGCAAGCACGGCAACUGCGUCGCUGCGGCGGCGCUGGGCGUGCUGGCCGUGCACUGCCCGCAGGGACUCAACGAGGAGCGGUGGCGCGCGGGGCUGGCGGCCUUCGAGAAAGGCGUGCGGGGCAAAGUAAUCGACGCGCCGGGCGGCCCGUCGUCCAAGCCGACGGUGACGCUGCCCGCCGUGUCGCUCGCGAUGGUGCUCUUGCGGCGUCCUUUUAUUCUCUUCGCGUUGUUGCGUCGGCAUCGCGCGCCACGCCAUCGACGCGAUGCCCCACGCAGCCUUUCGCGGCGCUGCUGUUGAACGGCUUCAAGACGCUCGAGACGCGGAACAACGAGCUCUUCGCGCCGUACGAGGGCCGGCGCGUCGUCGUGCGCGUCGGCAUGAAGGACUGGGACAACGCGUCGUGGAAGCUCUGGCACCCCGCGGGCGCGGCCGACCUCCGGCCCGGCUUCCGGCGCGGCGACGCGGCCGGGGUGGUGGACGUCGGGGAGACGCGGCGGCUCGCGUCCUUCGACGACGCGGCGCCGCGGGCCUGCGCCUGCGUCGAGGACUGUGGGACCUUCGGCACGGUCGUAUCGAACGCGAGGUGGUUCCCGAGGCCGUGGCGCGUGCGCGGCUUCCCGGGCGUCGUCGACCUCGCCGUGCCGGCGGACCUCGUCGGCGGGGCGGCCGCGGCCGCGGCGAGGGCGGCCGGUCCCCCGGCGAUCGACGCCGCGGCGGCGCCCGCGAAGAAGACGGGGAACCGCCGGCAGCGGCGCACGCGGCUCCAGAGCGGGCCCGGCGCCGCCGCCUAG
This is a messenger RNA of Pelagomonas calceolata, 1446 nucleotides long. NCBI's taxonomy places the organism in Eukaryota, Pelagophyceae, Pelagomonadales, Pelagomonadaceae. The record is from the annotation of a GenBank genome assembly.